Messenger RNA from Homarus americanus (American lobster), 2040 nucleotides. RefSeq names its product DNA-binding protein Ets97D-like (gene Ets97D). NCBI's taxonomy places the organism in Eukaryota, Metazoa, Arthropoda, Malacostraca, Decapoda, Nephropidae. Gene Ontology annotation, cellular component: nucleus. The coding region runs from base 51 to 1445 and encodes 464 amino acids. The transcript is spliced from 10 exons. The record is from RefSeq and is a predicted model, not a curated record. Gene Ontology annotation, biological process: cell differentiation; regulation of transcription by RNA polymerase II. Gene Ontology annotation, molecular function: sequence-specific DNA binding; DNA-binding transcription factor activity, RNA polymerase II-specific.
AUUCCUUAACAUUACUCAACCAGUGUUUACAUUUGGCCGUCCUCAGUGUAAUGGCGGGGGCAGAGUUAGAUGGUAUGGAGAGCUUUGAAGAGAUGUUGCUCCAGGCUGCCGAGGAAGGCAUGCGAGAGGUCAACAGCCAAGCGUCGGAGAGCUGCGGGGUGGAAGGCGACCCUGAAACUACCUCGUUAGCCCUACAGGAACACAAUAACGCGCUUCACAUCUACGCUAUAGACAUGGACAUAAGCGAGACGAUGGGCACGCUGAAAUCCCGAGCGGCCGAAGCCUUACAUCUGGAUCCUCUUAGUUUCGGUGUGUCGGUCCUGUCAGAGAGAGAGCUGAAUGAUGAUGAGACACUACAGGAACAGUGUGGAACGAGCACAGGUCUUGUUCAGAUACACUUUGUCGUAAAGACCGAUGAUUCAGGCGGCUGUAUUGACAUCCUCGACGUCCUGAAGCCCAAUGAAGCAGAAUCAUCUGAAAUAAAAACAACCGACACCCUACCCCAAGCACCCAAAAUUGUCAACACAGAAGCGAAGAGUACCACCAAAAUGCCCAAAACGACGAGGUGGAUUGUCUGCCCCACGUUUAAGGAACACCAGAGGGUUUUAAAGAUUCCUCAGAAUCCGCUGGAAUGGACCGGCAACCACAUCAGACAGUGGCUCUCUUGGGCGGUGUAUCAGUUCGGCCUUCAGAACGUCGAUGUAAACAAUGCCAAUUGGGGUCUGACGGGACAAGAGUUGUUCGGGCUGAGUCAAACAGAGUUCCGUAAACUAGUUCCCGAUGACCCUGGGGAUGUUUUCUAUAUGCACUUUGAGCUGUUGAGGCGAACUAAUGUGGUCGCUGUUGUGUGCGAUCCUAACUCCCUCGUGCCAAAACCCGCGCCGCCAAAAAUAAUCACCGCUACACCGACGACGAAGACACACUCCAUUCAGAUUAGCACCGUGAAGAGCUCAGGGGACGGCAGCAGUAGAAGCGUGUCUAGCGGAGGAGGAAGCAGCGGUGUGAGCGGAAACUCGACGGGGGCGACAGGAAGUGGUGGCCCGGGUAAUCAACAGAUUCAGCUUUGGCAGUUCUUAUUAGAGCUAUUAACUGAACCAAAUUUAUACCCCAUAAUCUCCUGGUACGGCUGCGAUGGGGAGUUCCGCCUCCACCAACCAGAAGUCGUCGCCAGUUUGUGGGGUCAACGCAAGAGUAAACCAAACAUGAACUAUGAAAAGCUGUCUAGGGCCCUAAGGUAUUACUACGACGGUGACAUGAUCGCCAAAGUUUCCGGAAAGCGGUUCGUUUACAGAUUCGUGCUCGACCUGAAGAGCGUCGUGGGAUACAGCGCCGAUGAACUGAGACAACAGGUGGAGGAAUGCCGAACUAAACUAGGCCAUACCUUAGAGGUCCCUCCUACCGUGGUCGUUCACACGGGCGUCAUGAAGUAUAACAAGGCGUUUUGAUGCCCGGAUAUGGUAUUAGCACCACCUGAAAAAUACCCACCCCUUGUUUAUUGUGACCUUGAUUCAAUAUUUUUUAGUUCAGUACAGGUAAAAAAUGCAUUUAUACCUGGAGAAAACCCUACUCGCAUCUGACCCAGGCCGGGGAAUGAACCCAGGACGCGGGGCUCAGAGCUGUGGACAUCGACGCUGGUAAACAACAGAUCAAUCCAAUAGGGGCCGCCACAAAUAUCACUAUUUUGAUUGGCUGCGAACCGUUUCAUUCAAUGGUCACUUGUGUUUUGAAAUAUUGCCUUAGUAGUCAUUCUCUAUAGUUUAAAUUACACUUUUAAAUAAUGUGAUACUAAAUUAAUAUAUAGAUUUAUUAAAGAUUAGAUACUCUAGUUUAACUCACCUGAUGAUUGAACUACCCAAUUGUAGCCAUAGGGGUUAAAUUAGGUUAUAUAUGGUAGAUUAGAUUAGGUUAGAUUAACAUUAUUGAAUUAGGUGAGGUGUUUAAUCAUAUCCUAGCUUACUUAACUGUAUACCUUUAAUGAAAAUGUUUUAUGUAUUUUGUAAAGUAUUGAGUAUUGUAAAAUAUAUAUAUAUGUAUAUUAUA